This is a messenger RNA of Conger conger (European conger), 1659 nucleotides long. Its product is annotated as glutamine synthetase-like. Bases 130 to 1233 code for a protein of 367 amino acids. Gene Ontology annotation, cellular component: cytoplasm. Lineage: Eukaryota; Metazoa; Chordata; Actinopteri; Anguilliformes; Congridae. The record is from RefSeq and is a predicted model, not a curated record. The transcript has 7 exons. Gene Ontology annotation, molecular function: glutamine synthetase activity.
ACUAGACGUCACUAAGAGCUCCCAUAAAGCACCCUUUAAAAACUAAAAUCAAAUUACAACACCACAGCAGAGGGAGAGAAUAUCUACACAGCACAGCUUCUCUCAUUGACUGUUCUGCUGCACCCAAUCAUGUCCUCAGUGUCACUCAGCUCUCAGCUGGACAAGGUUCAGCUGCAGCGCUACCUCGCCCUGCCCCAGGGUGGCCUGUGUCUGGUGACCUAUGUCUGGAUUGAUCACACCGGAGAGCGUCUGUGCUGCAAGAAUCGAACACUGGAUCGUGAGCCCAGCAGCAUUGAGGAUAUCCCAGAGUGGAAUUUCGGCUCCACCACAUACCAACCAGAGGGCUACAAAGGUGACAUGUACCUGAUCCCUGUGCGGAUGUUCCGGGACCCCUUCACCCAUGACCCCAACAAGCUGGUCCUCUGUGAGGUGCUCAACUGCUAUCGCGAACCUGCAGAGCAAAACACACGAUUCACCUGCAAUAAAGCGAUGGAGGCAGCACAGCAUUUUCAGCCUUGGUUUGGGAUGGAACAAGAGUACGUCCUGCAAGGCAUGGAUGGACACCCCUACAGCUGGCCCCAGGGGGGGUUCCCAGGACCCCAGGGCCCAUACUUCUGCGGAGUGGGCGCGGGCAGGUCGUUUGGCCGAGACAUCGUGGACAGUCACUACAAGGCCUGCGUAUACGCUGGAGUGAAGAUCUUUGGUACCAACGCAGAAUGCAUGCCCUCUCAGUGGGAGUUCCAGGUGGGCACGUGUGAAGGUAUAGAGAUGCCGGACCACUUGUGGAUGGCUCGCUUCCUGCUGCACCGCGUGUGUGAAGACUUUGGGGUGAUCGCAAACCUGGACCCCAAACCCGUGCAGGGAGACUGGAGUGGGUCUGGUUGCCAUACCAACUUCAGUACAGAGGCCAUGAGACAAGAGGGAGGGAUGAAACACAUAGAAGACGCCAUUGAGAAGCUGAAAAGGCGCCACGCCCACCACAUCCGCUGCUAUGACAUGCACGGCGGCAAGGACAACAAGCGCAGGCUGACAGGCGUCCACGAGACCCCCAGCAUCGACCAAUUCUCCGCAGGCACCGCCGACCGGGCUGCCUGCAUCCGUAUCCCACGUCGCGUGGGCAUGGAUGGCCAGGGUUAUUUUGAGGACCGCCGCCCAGCUGCCAACUGCGACCCCUACAUGGUGACAGAGGCCAUUGUCCGUACCUGUCUGCUGGGGGAGACUGACAGUGACUGAGGCUCUGCGGGGGUGGUGGGACUGUGGCCAGUGACAGUGUGACAGUGCCACAGAUUCUUUAGACUCACAGAUUAUGUCAUAGGAGGCACUAUGAGGCUGUUUGUUUUGGUGUUGCAUUGCUGGUGGCCAUUAGCUUGGCAUAUAUGUUAUUCUGGCUACAUCUGGUCUUUAGCUACCAACCUUCCAGAUCGAAGUUAUGUUCCUGAGACACAAGGCAACAGGCUGCCCUAUUAUGACAUUUUUCACAGAAGCGGAUGAAGUAGCAGGAUUAUUGUGAUGAAAUAUGCUACAAAAUAAUGUUCUGAUCAAAAUAAAUUCUUGCCCUCCAGGUUUUUGUUUUAAUGUACCCAGGUUGAGCAAGCUAGCUCGACCAUGACAUCUUGUUUUGGACUUUUCACUCAAAUAAAGCUUUCUCUUGCAAUGCUA